Messenger RNA from Micromonas commoda, 630 nucleotides. RefSeq lists its product with no specific name. The transcript has a single exon. The record is from RefSeq and is a predicted model, not a curated record. Gene Ontology annotation, biological process: chromatin organization. Lineage: Eukaryota; Viridiplantae; Chlorophyta; Mamiellophyceae; Mamiellales; Mamiellaceae. The annotation marks the transcript as partial. Gene Ontology annotation, cellular component: nucleus.
GACGGCUCGAGGUUCGGGAAGCUGGGAAAGAACCCCGCGGUGAAGGCGGACUUUCUUCCAGAUCGUGACAGAGAGCUCGAGGACGCCAAGGAGGCUAUCCGGCUCAAAGAGGAGUACCGCGCGGCGAUGAAGGCCAAGCUGGAAUCGAGCUUCGACCUCCACUUCCUCUACUGGCAGUCGCGCGGCAUGCUCGGGCAGGACGUGCGCAAGAUCAAGUGCGUAAUGUCCGUCAAGUACGGAGAUUCCGUCGCCGACCUGCUCAACCGUUUCAGGGACGAUAACCACAGGGAGUACCCCGAGCUCGCGCACCUCACGGGGGAGCAGUGCAUGUUUGCGAAGGAGGGGCUCAUUGUGCCGGGCCACCACACGUGGUUUGAGCUCAUAAACACGGGCUGCGUGGUUCAGGACAAGGACGUGUUCAAGGACCUCGACUCCCCUAAAUUCGUCACAGACAAGGACAAGGCGAACGAGAGGAAGGCUGGGAUCGAGGUCAAGGAGUCGCUCAAGCUCUACUCGUACUUGGACGCGGGAUGUGUCAUGGACAGGAAGUGGUUCGAUCGGAACAGCAAGACGUUUCCGAUGUGCAAGUGGGAGGUGUACAACCCGCGGAAAGAUUACCGAACCGCCUUC